Molecule: messenger RNA, 1843 nt
Organism: Stegostoma tigrinum
Lineage: Eukaryota; Metazoa; Chordata; Chondrichthyes; Orectolobiformes; Stegostomatidae
Gene: nxn
Product: nucleoredoxin
Exons: 6
Coding region: 226-1224 (332 amino acids)
Source: RefSeq, a predicted model, not a curated record
GACUGUAGACAGGAGUGAGAGGAGGAGAUUACAGAAUCGAGCCAAAAAAAAAAUCGAAGGAAUUAAUCUUGUGAAUUAUUUGCACUGAAGAUUUUGUUCUCUCUCUCUCUCUCUUUCCCCCCCCCCCCCCCUCUCUCUUCCUCCUUUUAUUUUCACACACCCUCUGCAUUCCCUGUUGAUUUUGUUUGGAUUUUUUUUGUUGGGUUUGUUGCCGCUGUUGGGAAGAUGUCUGAGCUGGUCUGCGAGCUGCUGGGAGAGCGGCUGAUGGACCGGGAUCAGGCCGAGGUGGAGAGCUCUCCGCUGGGCUGUGACGGCCGCCUAGUCGCGCUGUACUUCGGCUGCAGCUGGAGCGCCUCUUGCAAGGAAUUCACCGCGGCGCUCGCCGAUUUCUACAGCCGCUUCAAGCAAGGGGAGAACGGCGACAAGCUGGAGGUGGUGUUCAUCAGCUCCGACGAAGAGUACAAACCCUGGCAGGAGUUCGUCGGCCAGAUGCCUUGGCUCAUGCUGCCUUUGCAGGACAUGGAGAGGAAGUGCCCCCCUUGCCGAAGCCUCACCCGGGUUCUCGUGGAGACGUAUCGAAAAAUCAAAGAGAUGGGACAGAAGUUUGAGAUUGUUUUUGUCAGCGCUGACAGGUCAGAAGAAUCCUUUAAACAGUAUUUUAACGAGAUGCCUUGGUUAGCUGUACCAUACACUGAUGAAGCCAGGAGGUCACGGCUCAACUGGAAUUUUAGCAUACAAGGCAUCCCGACUCUCCUUAUCCUGGACCAGGAGGGAAAGAUAGUCACGCGCCAGGGGAGGCCAGCGGUGCUCAAUGACAUAGAUUGCAAAGAAUUUCCGUGGCACCCAAAACCAGUAUUAGAGCUGACAGAGUCGAACGCCUUGCAGCUGAACGAGAGGCCAAGCCUUGUGCUGUUUGUAGAUUCUGAAGAAGAGGAAUUUGAACCAGCGAAGCAACUGAUUCAACCAAUCGCAGAAAAGAUUUUCUCAGAACAUAAAGCAAAGGAUGAGGAUCCACCGCUGCUGUUCUUCGUUGCAGGAGAGGACGACAUGACGGAAUCACUACGGGAUUUUACAAACCUUCCAGAUUCUGCUCCGCUCCUCACCAUUCUGGACAUGUCGCAGAGAGCCAAGUACGUGAAAGACGUAGAGGAGAUCACGCCCGCAAUCGUGGAAGAGUUUGUACAGGCAUUCCUGACAGAGAAACUAAAACCCGAGCCCAUCUGAAGUUGCAUUUGCCGAAAGAAUAUUUAACACCCUCAGCUGAUCUCUGUCUGAAGGUUCUAUUUAAAAACAAAAAAAAUUCAAAAAAAAGGUCUUUCUAGCUAUUGAAUUUCAGUUCGUUCUAACAUUGCGGUCAUGAGCACAUCUUUGGAGGAGACUUGUCAGCGUCUCCUUUCUCUGCUUUAGCUGGCCGGGUAGGAUGACCCUGUUACAAUGAAUCCAGUUGGCAGCUUGCUCCAAUGCAAGCUCUGGCAGACCGUUAACAUUUCUGACUUACCAGCCUAAAUCCCACCUGGGCCUGGAAGCCCUUCAAAGCCUGAGGGCUUUCCACAUUUGAAGUAGGCUCCCAUUUCUUCACCGACAGCCUCAUCGAGACUAGGCUGGCUGUUGACCACACUGAUGGCUGUUCGAAUCCCAACUCCCCCCCACCCCGCCAGCCCACCUCCUCCACCGACACACUACGUCCAUGUACUUCUGAGGAAUUUCCCAUUGAUCUAUUUACAUCCCACACCCCUUUUAAUAUCUUCCAUUUCUAAAAAAUAAUGUAAUCCGGUCCUGUUACGAUGUUUUAAAUUAUUGCAAGAUAAGUCUAAUAAACCUGGCAGCAGUUGCAUUGAAAACA